AUGUAUUACGUUGGAUUCUUUCAUAUACAACAUAGAUUCCUACAUAGAACGAUCAUAUUGUCGUAUAAUCUUACGUUUCGCUGGUUAAACUUCCAUGAUUAUUUCAUGGGGGUAUUCAUACGAUAAAAGGUUGUAUCAAUCAUUUGAAAUAUCCAUACUACUAAAUCGCAAGACAUAAUAUAAUUUUGAUCGAUUUGGUGGCAAAUGGUAAUAUAUUUGCAAAGGUACCGUUUUCUCAAGGUACUUCAAUGUGGGAUUAAACAAGCAUCGAGUUUAACGAUAAUGCCAAAUAGAUAUCUUCAGACACCACCCAAGAAAAAAUUGAAAACAAUUACGGCCACUAUCAAUUCAACCAAUAACGUGACCAUAUCCAACAAACAUAACCUCAACGACGCCAGCACUGUUUUUGCUGACAUUAUGGAAAUCGAAAAUCAUAAUGAAGACAUUCUACGUGGCGUAGCAACGAUGUCGUCAAUUAAAGUCACCUAUCUGGACGUACCUGUUAAAUCAGAAAAUGAUAAAAAAGAUUACAGGGUGAUCCAACUGGAAAAUGGUUUGAUAGCCUUGUUGAUUUCGGAUAUGCAUACUCCAGAUUCUCAAGACUGCAGCAGUGACAUAAAAGUGAAUGCAAUACCUAGCGACAGUGAGGGCGAAGAAGAUGAAGAAGAUGAAGAAGAUGAAGACGACGAAGAAGAUGAAGAAGAUGAGGAGACUAACUGCGAGGAAGACGAAGAAGAUGAACAUUCGGAAGACGAUGGAUCGGAUAAAAAGGAUUUAUCUACUCAUAAAAAACGGCUGAAGAGAGAAGAGAGACUGGCUGCUUGUGGCUUAUCCGUGGGUGUAGGAAGCUUCAGCGAUCCUCCGGAAAUUCCUGGUCUUGCGCAUUUUUUAGAGCAUAUGGUCUUUAUGGGAUCCAAAAAGUAUCCUCAGGAGAAUGAUUUUGAUGCAUUUAUCGAGAAAAGGGGAGGUUCGGACAAUGCUUCUACCGAUUGCGAAUUAACAACAUUCUACUUUGCGAUACAAGAGAAGCAUCUUUUAUCUGCUCUCGACCGAUUUGCUCAAUUUUUUAUCGAACCUUUGAUGAAAAAGGAUGCUAUAAACAGAGAACGAGAAACCGUAGAAAGCGAAUUCCAAAUGGCCUUACCUUCCGACGUAUGCCGAACAGAGCAAAUGUUUUGUAGCUUUGCAAAACCAGGCCAUCCGGCAACAAAAUUCAUGUGGGGCAAUCUGAUAACAUUGCGCGACAAUGUAGACGAUGAGAAGUUGUACGAGGAGCUACACAAGUUCAGGGGACGCCACUAUAGUGCUCAUAGAAUGAAACUUGUCGUGCAAGCUAAACUGUCAUUGGACGUGUUGGAAGAUUAUGUAAAACAAUGUUUUUCGAAUAUACCGAAUAAUGGAUUACCCUCGAACGAUUUUACAGCAUUCAAAGGAGUAAAUUCCUUCGAUACACCGAGUUUUCGAAGAAUUUAUAAAAUUAAGCCUGUGAAAGACGUUUGCAAGGUGGAAUUAACGUGGGUAAUGCCACCGUUGCACGACAUGUACAAAAGUAAACCACACGAGUACGUGUCGCAAGUGAUCGGACAUAAAGGAAAAGGCUCUCUGAUGAGUUACUUAAAGAAAAAGAUGUGGUGUCUGAACAUUUGCAGCGAAGUGGAGGAAAGUGGUUUUGAGCACAGUUCUAUGUAUUUGUUGUUCGGUUUGUCGCUCAAGUUGACCGAGCAGGGAUGCGAGCAUCUGCAGGAAGUACUGAACGCUGUAUUCUCCUAUAUUAAUAUGGUGCGUAGGGAAGGACCUCAAAAACGAAUGUACGACGAGAUGCAUAAGAUAAGGGAAAUGAGUUUCAGAUACGAAGACGAAGAACCACCAGCCGUUAAUGUGGUAGAUUUAUGCGAGAACAUGCAUUAUUAUCCGCCUCGAGACUAUAUAACCGGUAACAAUUUGUAUUUUGAAUACAAACCCGAAGCUAUACAAGCGUGCAUGAAUUAUUUGACUCCGGACGACGUGAACAUAAUAAUUUUUGAUAAGAAAUUCAACGACGAAGAAUUUGAGAAAAUCGAGCCGUGGUUCAAAACCAAAUACACCGAUACAGAGAUACCGGAAGAAUGGAUAGAGUGUUGGCGCACCAUAGACCCAUUCCCCGAGUUUCAUUUAGCAUUGCCAAAUAUUUUCCUUAUCGACGAUUUCAGUCUCGUACCCCUGCCAGCAGAGGUUCCCAAAUACCCCACAAAAAUCUAUACGGAUCAAGUGAGCGAAAUCUGGUACCGACCCGAUCCUAGAUUUCGAUUGCCCGAAUGCUACAUGAAUUUUUACAUUAUAUCACCCGUAGGAACAUACUCGCCCAAGAGCGCUGCCAUGAUGGACUUGUUUGUUUCGAUAUUGGGACAAUUAAUGACAGAACAACUGUAUCCCGCGAUUGGCGUAAACUUAAAUUAUGAAAUCUACACGAGAGACAAAGGAAUCGUUUUGAAAGUGAGUGGAUUCAAUCAAAAAGUGCCGUUAGUGUUAUUCACCAUUGCAAGGUAUAUUGCCGAAUAUUCAACGCUGAUAACGGAAGAAUUAUUCAACGUUAUGAAGAAAGAAGUAAUUAAAGGCUAUUACAAUAAAUUCUUGCGGCCGAACGAGCUAGUGGACGACGUGAGGCUGUCUAUUUUGCUGCUGGUUCAUUGGUCAAUGAAUACCAGACAUAUGGCUAUCAGCGACGUCGAGUUUCAAGAGUUCAAACAUUUCGCCGAGCACUUGACCGACCACAUUUACAUCCAAAGCCUGGUGCAGGGAAACAUGAGCAAGGACGAGGUUGUCAAGAAUGUGAACAAUUUCGUUGGAAUACUGAAAUGCGGACCUUUACUGCCCAACACUAUGCCACAGAUCAGGGUCACCCAAAUACCCGUGGGCUCUCACUAUUGUAUAGUAAGGAACUUUAAUAAGACCGAUGUGAACUCUGUCGUGACAAAUUAUUAUCAGUCUGGUGUAACAUCCACGCAAUUAUCAGUGAUAAUUGAACUUCUGAUUACGAUCAUGGAGGAACCGCUGUUUCAUCGGCUGAGAACCGAAGAACAACUCGGCUACGGCAUCUUCUGUCUCGACACGGAUACUUUCGGCAUUCUCAGCUAUUCCAUUACGGUCUGUUCCCAAGCGGAUAAGUACUCUACGGAAUACGUGGACGGCAGGAUCGAGGCUUUUUUAAAAGCCUUCAAAAAGAUUCUGGACACGAUGACACCGAACGAGUUCGAUACCGUGAAAGAAGCAUUCACCAAGCAGAAGCAGUGCGCCGACAUUAGCUUAGAGGAAGAAGUUAACAGAAAUUGGUCAGAGAUCGCGACGGGCGACUACAUGUUCGAUAGAAUCGAAAGACAGAUAGUCGCGAUAGAGGACAUCGAAAUCAAACAACUCAGAGAAUGGAUCAAUUGCCAUACGAUCGAUGGCAGUAAUUUUAGAAAGCUGAGCGUUCACGUGGUUGGAACCUCGAAGACCGAAAAGGAAAGCAACGGGAUUGUUCGCUCGCGUGACAGAAAAGAAAACGCCGAUUCAGAGAUGGAAAAAACCGAAAACGUAAAGUACCCGCUCAGUUAUAUUCUCCGACCGGAGUGUGAGAAUGACACGUGUCCAAUGAAUUACAUUACCGACAUACAGGAAUAUAAAAGCCGACUGUACAGUUACCCUAUACGGUAUGGUGUCUCGUGAUACGAAGCACCACUGAAUUUAAUAUACGUGUAUACAAAGAGACAUGUUUAUCGAAUUUGUUCAUAGUAAGAGCGCGAGGGUAUUGCGAACUGUUGCAUGUCGAUGCAAUUGUAUACAGUUAAGCUUCUAGGGAAAGAUGGUUGGAGAAUGUAGAAUGUUAAAGAGACGAAACCAUGAUGAUGAAACAGGAGCAAGAUCAUGUUUAUCUGUUUUUUAUGUAGUUCUUUUAAUCGUAUUCAAGACAUGACAACACGUUUCAAUAAAUCAUUGUUAACUUCUGAAAA
This is a messenger RNA of Megalopta genalis, 3968 nucleotides long. Its product is annotated as nardilysin. Gene Ontology annotation, molecular function: metalloendopeptidase activity; metal ion binding. Gene Ontology annotation, biological process: proteolysis. The record is from RefSeq and is a predicted model, not a curated record. Lineage: Eukaryota; Metazoa; Arthropoda; Insecta; Hymenoptera; Halictidae.